AUGUCGACAUACGGGCACGAGCGAGUCCCAUCUGCGGCACCCGCAGCUGAGAUCGAACGUCCACGUGCAACCAGCGCCCUGUCGAACCACCGCCCGAUGUCAUUUCGCGGAUCCAUAGGUAGCUCCGCCGGGCGUCCUCUCGUCCAAGAGCCCAGGGCGAUCCCUGGUCGACAGGCUGUCUCUCCCACUCGAAGCUUCUCUCGUCCCAGCCCCCCGUCACCGAACGCGUUAUAUCGGGAGAGUGCGCAACGGCGAAAGGAAAAGGAGGAGGCCCGCUCCUUGCGUGACGCGUUGCAGGAGAUGGAUCUACAAGACGACAUCCGCCUUCAUAACGCGGCCCAGGAUGAGGCAACGGAGCUAGUUUGGAUGCACCUGAACCCUGGUGUUCCUUACAAGAACCCGUACGCGCCUUACCGUAAUCCCGAUAUGGAAAAGCUCCGUCAGAGCCCCGAAAAGAGUAGCCAUUCACAUACCAAGAGUCUAGGGUCUUCCGGCUCUCAACGUGAGAGUCAUCUCCCGGUAUUCAAACGAUUCUCAACGGGUCAGAGCGGUGGAGGUAGCCCGGUGGAAAAGCCGGCGCAUCACGAACAGCAGACGUCUCCUGGGAAGGAUGACACAAGUCCCAGGAAACAGGAAUCUCUGCGGAGAAAAGUGAACUUCGCCUUGCCCAGGGAGGACACCCAUAGGAGUACUAAGGACGACUGUGGGCUGGGCCUGACCAAUGUCGGGACCGACCUUCCCAAAAAUAUCUUCAGGAACCCAACCGAUCAGAUAUACGAAGAACCCAAGGACUCUCCAAAAGAAGAGGACGACCGUCCGCUGUUCUCUAGGUCCGAUUCGUCGGCCUUGAGAUCGCGACCGCGCAAUAUUCUGCGAGGUUCACGGCCUCUCCCAGCGCGAUCUGGGAAUUCCAUAUAUGACAAACUCUCCCGUUUUGAAAUUCACAAAAACCCACCAAGCCAGUCGAGAGACCCCGGGUACACAACGAACGAUACCUUUUCCCAGCCAAAGGUUGCAGAGGAAGAACCCCUGCCGACGAAAGAUGGCGUCGAGAUACGCAGCGAUGAUAUCCGGGCCGCUACAAGCAAGAAAUUGAAAGAUCGGAGUACUAAAUUACCCAUGCCAACCGCCGUCAGCGAUCGAGCUGGCCGGCCGAUCGUGAGUUUCGACCCCCAGUGGAAACCCGCUGAGGCAGAAUCACCCCCCAAGCGUCAAUCGGCGCCUCAGCCGCCGCCUGCACCUCCGGCGCCGACUAUCGAGGUCUCGGAGGCGGCGCCUAUUCCUGUCAUUAACCUCCCGGAUGACAAGGAACCUACUAUCUCUGAGAUGGAGGAAUCCUCACGAGAUCAAACAAGAAACCAGCCUCUGCCAGCUCAGCAGAGGCACAGCCACCUAUCUAACUCUUCCCCCAAGAAAUCUAGGCCAGCUGUGACGGAUCGCUGGCUAUCAACCUAUACUCGUUCUGGAGUCCCCACCGCGAAAUGCGAAUCUUGCUCGCUCCCCAUUGCGGGGAGGAUCGUCACGGCGGCGGGCUCGCGCUUUCACCCCGAAUGCUUCGUGUGCCAUCAUUGCAACACUGCACUGGAAUGUGUAGCUUUCUACGAAGAGCCGGAGGCGAAGCGAAAUGAACGACUGGCAGACACUUCUCCAGAUGAUGAAGAGGCGCAUUCGCUGCGGUUUUAUUGCCAUCUCGAUUUUCACGAACUGUUCAGCCCUAGGUGUAAGAGCUGUAAAACACCCAUUGAAGGAGAGGUGGUUGUGGCGUGUGGCGCUGAAUGGCACGUCGGCCACUUCUUCUGUGCCGAGUGUGGUGAUCCUUUUGGUCACGAUACCCCGUUUGUAGAGAAGGACGGGUUUGCCUGGUGUCUUCAGUGCCACUCCCGCCGCACCGCUCCGCGAUGCCUGGGCUGUAAGAAGCCAGUGCUGGACGAUGUGGUCAUUAGCGCGGUUGGAGGGCAAUGGCAUGACGCCUGCUUUGUUUGUCAUGAGUGUGGUGAAGGAUUCGGGCCGGAUGGCCGGUACUUUGUGCGCGAAGGCGAGCCCAAGAGGACAGCCAAGGGCCGUAUCAUUGGAGGGCCUGUCCAACUGGCCGUGUCUGUGAUUGACAUGGUUGACUAUGGCGAGGGUAUACGGUACAAGCAUUACAUCGACUUUCUGCAUCAGGUGCAUAUGUCGCAAGCGGGAGUUUGUCUGACUUAUUGGGUUGUUGCUGGAAAUUUGCAUAGUCAGGAGCGGGUGUGGCCAGUUAUGUGUAUGAUUCGAAAUUGA
Molecule: messenger RNA, 2268 nt
Organism: Aspergillus terreus NIH2624
Lineage: Eukaryota; Fungi; Ascomycota; Eurotiomycetes; Eurotiales; Aspergillaceae
Product: LIM domain protein
Exons: 3
Coding region: 1-2268 (755 amino acids)
Cellular component (GO): nucleus; Z disc
Molecular function (GO): transcription coregulator activity
Source: RefSeq, a predicted model, not a curated record